Messenger RNA from Prorocentrum cordatum, 321 nucleotides. The record is from the annotation of a GenBank genome assembly. Lineage: Eukaryota; Dinophyceae; Prorocentrales; Prorocentraceae.
AUGGCCAGCGGCGAGCCGAGGGCCAAGCAGCCGCGGGCCGCGGUAAAGCCGCCGUACGGUUUCUGGGCCGGCGGCUGGGCGUUCGUCUCGUCCCCAGCGCCCGGCUGGCAGGCCGGCCUGCGCGACCCUGGCUGGUGGCCAGAGCGCCGACACGGCGAGCUGCAGCUCGGCAUCCCAAACCGAUUGCACGGCAGUGAUCACUUGCCGAUUGUGUGCACAUUGAUGCUGCAGGGCGAACCGUCAACGGUGGAACCUGUGGUCGUCGAUGCUGACAGUGAGCCUGAUGACCAAGGAGAACGUGAGAGCCGCAGUGCCGAUUAG